CUGGGGCGGUGGGAGUGCGGCCGCGCAUGCGCGGAGGCAGGGCCGGGGCGCGGCGGUGAGGGGCCGGCAUGGCUGCCAGCGCUAAGUCCUUCCUGGCCGAUGCGGGCUACGGCGAACAGGAGCUGGACGCCAACUCCGCCCUUAUGGAGUUGGACAAAGGCCUCAGGUCCGGCAAGCUCGGGGAGCAGUGCGAAGCCGUCGUUCGUUUUCCCAGGCUCUUCCAGAAAUAUCCUUUCCCUAUUCUCAUUAAUUCAGCUUUCCUAAAGCUAGCCGAUGUUUUCAGGAUGGGAAACAACUUCCUGAGGCUGUGUGUGCUCAAAGUUACCCAGCAGAGUGAGAAGCACUUAGAGAAGAUCCUAAAUGUGGAUGAGUUUGUCAAAAGAGUUUUCUCAGUAAUUCAUAGCAAUGAUCCAGUUGCUCGGGCUAUUACGCUUCGGAUGCUGGGCAGUAUGGCAUCUAUUAUUCCAGAAAGGAAGAAUGCACAUCACAGUAUUCGUCAGAGUUUGGAUUCGCAUGAUAAUGUGGAAGUUGAAGCUGCUAUAUUUGCUGCUGCCAACUUUUCUGCACAAUCAAAGGAUUUUGCUGCUGGAAUAUGUAAUAAAAUCAGUGAGAUGAUUCAAGGUUUGGCCACACCUGUGGACUUGAAAUUGAAGUUGAUCCCUAUUCUACAGCACAUGCAUCAUGAUGCCAGCCUGGCCUCCAGCUCCCGGCAGCUGCUUCAGCAGCUGGUGACAUCGUAUCCCUCUACCAAGAUGGUCAUUGUUACUCUGCACACCUUUACUCUGCUCGCUGCUUCUUCUUUGGUUGACAUUCCAAAACAGAUCCAGCUUUUGUUGCAGUACUUGAAGAAUGACCCCAGGAAGGCUGUGAAGAGGCUUGCAAUCCAAGAUUUAAAGUUACUGGCCAACAAGACACCACAUACAUGGAGCAGAGAAAAUAUUCAGGCACUCUGUGAAUCUGCUCUUCACACUCCUUAUGACAGCUUGAAACUGGGCAUGCUAUCUGUUCUUUCCACGUUAUCAGGAACCAUUGCCAUUAAACAGUACUUCAGCACUGCUCCAGGAACAGCAGCUACAACUGUGAGAUCACUUGAUUUAGUAAAACUAGCACAGGAGUGCUGUUACCAUACUAACCGUGGCAUUGCAGCUCAUGCUGUGAGAAUUAUGACUAAUAUAUCAACCUCUUGUCAGGAAAAAGAACUUCUGCCUUUGGAGCAAGAUGCGGUUUGUAGCUUAGAAGCUCUUCUUCUUCUUUGUAGUCAAGAUGACAGUCCAGGGGCUCAGGCAACCUUAAAGAUCACGUUAACUUGUAUGGUGAAGCUGGUCAAGUGCCGUCCUCACCUGAGCCAGUUAGUGGUUGAAUCCCUGCUGACCCAGUUGCACGUUGCCCAGGACGCUGCACGGAUCCUCAUGUGCCACUGUUUAGCAGCUAUUGCCAUGCAGCUGCCUGUCCUAGCAGAUGGGAUGCUAGGAGACCUGAUGGACCUCUAUAAGUUAAUUGGACAAGCUGCCACAGAUAAAAAACAGGAGCUCUUGGUUUCUCUCGCCACAGUGAUAUUUGUUUCCAGUCAGAAAGCUUUAUCUCCAGAAAUCAAAACUGUUAUCAAACAGCAGCUUGAGAAUGCCUCCAAUGGAUGGACUGCCUACAGGAUAGCCAGGCAGGCUUCCAGAAUGGGCAACCAUGACAUGGCCAGAGAGCUCUAUCAAAGCCUGCUGACUCAAGUGGCUUCAGAACACUUCUACUUCUGGCUGAACAGCUUGAAGGAGUUCUCCCAUGCAGAACAGUGUCUGACAGGUUUGCAGGAGGACAACUACAGCUCCGCGCUUACUUGCAUUGCUGAAGCUUUAAAAUCCUAUUACAAAGGAAUAGCGUCGCUCACGGCUGCUAGCACGCCACUUAAUCCUCUGAGCUUUCAGUGUGGAUUCGUGAAACUCAGGAUUGACCUUCUGCAAGCUUUUUCUCAACUUAUUUGUACCUGCAACAGCCUAAAAACAAGUCCACCACCCGCUAUUGCCACAACGAUUGCUAUGACGUCGGGAAAUGAUCUCCAAAGGUGUGGACGCAUCUCUAACCAGAUGAAACACUCAAUGGAGGAAUUCCGAAACCUGGCUACACGGUAUGGAGAUCUGUAUCAGUCAUCUUUUGAUGCAGACUCGGCAACUCUAAGGAAUGUAGAGCUACAACAGCAGAGCUGCCUGUUGAUUUCACAUGCGAUAGAAGCUCUGAUUUUGGAUCCAGAAUCUGUAAGUUUCCAGGAGUAUAGCUCAAAUGGAACAGCACAUGUUGAGAGUGAAUAUGAAAGAAGAAUGAUGUCUGUAUUUAACCAUGUACUGGAAGAAGUGGAAUCCCUGAACAGGAAGUAUGCUCCUGUGUCUUACUUGCAUACCGCUUGCCUGUGUGAUGCUGUCAUUGCGUUGUUGAAGGUACCCCUUUCCUUUCAAAGGUACUUUUUUCAAAAGCUACAGUCUACAAGUAUUAAGCUUGCGCUAUCCCCAUCUCCAAGGAACCCAACAGAACCUAUUGCAGUACAGAACAAUCAGCAAUUGGCCCUGAAGGUGGAAGGAGUGGUUCAGCAUGGUUCUAAACCCGGCCUUUUCCGUAAAAUCCAGUCGGUCUGUCUAAACGUCUCCUCGGUACUGCAGAGCAAAUCUGGCCAAGACUAUAAGAUUCCUAUUGACAACAUGACCAAUGAAAUGGAGCAGAGGGUGGAACCACACAACGACUACUUCAGCACUCAGUUUCUGUUAAACUUUGUGAUACUUGGCACCCACAACAUCACAGUGGAGUCCUCUGUGAUAGAUUCAAAUGGUAUUGUCUGGAAAACCGGGCCUAAAACAACUAUCUUGGUUAAAUCUCUUGAGGAUCCGUACUCCCAGCAGGUUCGUCUUCAGCAACAGCAAGGACAGCCGCCAUCCCAGCAGCAACAGCAGAGAACAGCAUACUCACGGUUUUAAUCCCCAGAAGUGACUCUGUCCUGGUCAAUGGUAUUACAGUUCUUCUUGGAAACUUUUUUUGAAAGACCUACAAUUUUACCUUUCUAGAAAGUCUCGGAUGCCAACUGGGGUAGAUUUGAACUUGGUUCAGCUGAGGCAACUCUGUUCAAAUCUGGAGUUGUACUUUUAAUAUAAGGAUGUUUACCUGAUCACUUCUGUUUACAAACCUGUUGCAGCAGACUUUGGUAGCAGGGGGACAGUAAGAGCUCUUUGACUAGUACUUUCUGUACUUUCUUUUUUGAAGCACAUAGGUUCUAAUGUUAGGCUCAGAGGACAUCAGUAAAUACUUUGACUAGAUAAUAAAGAACUGAGUGUAAUACCAAGUCUGUAUCUGGCAAGAAUAUCCAGAGAUAUUUUUGUUUCUCUCUGACAGUUUAAUAGCAAGUAUUUGGCUGGUGUAUGUGUAUUAUUACAAUUCAUUGGCUCUACUUAAUGCACACAAAUAUAAGUAAAUGUUGCAGCUCACUUCUCAUACCCAGUAAUUGUAGAGAGAGGAGACUGCUUGAGGUAUUGCUGUCCAGAGAGUCUUACCAGAGGCAGAAUUUUACUGGUGGGAACAAUAAACUGUUUCUCAGAUGAUAUACAAAAGAUUACUAUAUAAAUUGUAAGUCUUCAUGUAUCUGUAUUUUGGAAGGGUUUUGUUUUGUUGUAGGUUUUUUUGGUUUGGUGGUUUGGGUUUGUUUUUCUCUUUUAAGCGGGAAGUUAACUUACAAGUUUUCAUGUGUUGUAAUUGCUUUGUUUUUUUAAAAAAGGAAUUUUAUAAACCAAGGCUCUGUAAUCUUGUGUACUCCUUGACCAAUUUAGUAAUCUUAAUUGUUACUUUUACAGGAUAACCUGAAGGAAAAUUUGGCUAAUACUGGAAAUCUAUCCAGGAUAAUUUUGGAAAUAUGCUGCUUUGUACAUAUGGUUUUCAUGCUUCCUUUGAGACAUUAAAAGGCUGAACUCUG
Messenger RNA from Columba livia (rock pigeon), 3940 nucleotides. It is a transcript of the gene INTS7, whose product is annotated as integrator complex subunit 7. The coding region runs from base 69 to 2954 and encodes 961 amino acids. NCBI's taxonomy places the organism in Eukaryota, Metazoa, Chordata, Aves, Columbiformes, Columbidae. Gene Ontology annotation, biological process: snRNA 3'-end processing. The transcript has 20 exons. The record is from RefSeq and is a predicted model, not a curated record. Gene Ontology annotation, cellular component: integrator complex.